Molecule: messenger RNA, 2039 nt
Organism: Chelonus insularis
Lineage: Eukaryota; Metazoa; Arthropoda; Insecta; Hymenoptera; Braconidae
Gene: Kat60
Product: Katanin 60
Exons: 8
Coding region: 151-1671 (506 amino acids)
Biological process (GO): microtubule severing
Cellular component (GO): microtubule cytoskeleton
Molecular function (GO): ATP binding; ATP hydrolysis activity; microtubule binding
Source: RefSeq, a predicted model, not a curated record
GUUUCGUCAAAAAUUUCGUCAACAAAACAAAAAUUUAGUUUACUAAAAAGGAAAUAUUUUAUAUAAUCUAUGUGAAGGUGAUAAAUUUAUAAACUACAUCAAAUAAAAUAUCUUUUAUCUGAAAAAAAAUCAAAAACAAAAACCAAAACAAUGGCAGUUUCCACUAUGGAAAUUUGUGAAAAUAUAAAAUUGGCUCGAGAUAUGGCAUUAACUGGAAAUUACGAAACUUCAGGUGUUUAUUACCAAGGUGUAAUUCAACAGAUUCAUCGAUUGUUGACAACAACAACUGAUUCAACAAGAAAAACUAAAUGGCAAUUGAUUCAACAUGAAAUAGUUGAGGAAUUUGAUAAAGUUAAUGCUGUGUCCCGAACAUUACAAUUGUUUAAAAUUGAUAUUCCAACAGAAAAAGUAUUAGGAUCAGCUAGUCUACAAAAUGAUGAAGCAACCCGUGAUUCAUCUUUGUGGUCUUCGGGAGGACUUGGUGCCUCCUGGAAUGCUCAAACUCGCGAUCCUGAUGUCUGGGCUCCUCUAACUCCUGGAGAACAAAAAGCUCCAAAAUCAAUAAAUGGCUCUAAGAAACCCCAAAAUCGUGUGGCUCCUCGAAAAACUUCUACAGUAGUGAACAAAAAACCUGAUUCAAAAGGCAAUAAUAAGAAGCAUGAUGAUAAAAAGAAUAAUUUCAAACGUGAUGAUAAAGAAAAAGCUGAAAACGAUAGAACAGAUGUUGAAAUUGAAGAAAAAAAAUUUGAAUCGUCUGGAAAUGAUCGAGACCUCGUUGAUGUUUUAGAGAGAGAUAUUGUUCAAAAAAAUCCAAACAUUCAUUGGGAAGACAUAGCAGAUUUGCAUGAGGCCAAAAGACUUUUAGAAGAAGCAGUAGUCCUACCGAUGUGGAUGCCAGAUUUUUUUAAGGGGAUUCGACGACCAUGGAAAGGAGUCUUAAUGGUUGGACCUCCAGGAACAGGCAAAACAAUGUUAGCUAAGGCUGUAGCUACUGAAUGUGGAACGACAUUUUUUAACGUUUCAUCAUCGACAUUAACAUCAAAAUACCGAGGAGAAUCAGAAAAGUUGGUUCGCCUUCUCUUCGAAAUGGCCCGGUUUUAUGCUCCUAGUACAAUUUUUAUUGAUGAAAUUGAUUCACUGUGUUCAAGACGUGGUUCUGAAUCGGAACAUGAAGCCUCAAGACGUGUUAAAUCCGAAUUACUCGUACAAAUGGAUGGAAUAAGCUCUAAUAAUGAUGAUCCAAGCAAAGUUGUCAUGGUGUUAGCUGCUACUAAUUUUCCUUGGGAUAUUGAUGAAGCUUUAAGACGUAGAUUAGAAAAAAGAAUAUACAUUCCACUUCCUAAUGAUGAAGGCAGAGAAUCGUUAUUGAAAAUUAACCUUCGGGACGUUAAAGUCGAUCCGUCAGUUAAUUUGUCUGAUGUCGCACGAAAACUUGCUGGUUAUUCUGGGGCAGACAUUACUAAUGUUUGCAGGGAUGCUUCAAUGAUGUCUAUGAGAAAAAAAAUUGCUGGAUUAAAACCAGAUCAAAUUCGUCAACUACCAAAAGAAGAAUUGGAUUUACCAGUUUCAGCUGCUGAUUUUUAUGAAGCGAUUGAAAGGUGUAAUAAAAGUGUUUCUCAAGAAGACUUGGAGAAAUAUGAUAAAUGGAUGAGUGAGUUUGGAUCUUCAUGAUACCACGCGUAAUAUGAUCCUAAUACAUGAUUUAAUAAUCCUUAAACUACUUUCUAUAAUUAUAAAAAGAGGAAGAACAAGAUAAGAUUAAUUUUUUGGUGAUGGUAAAGAUCGUGAAUAAAAAAUUUUUGUAAAGUGUAUAAACUGUUUGUAGUAUUUUCAAAGUUUAUAUAAAUAUUUAAUACUUUUUUAUUGGUAUAUCAAAAAAAUAAAUUAAUAAAUGCAUUAACAAAAUGAUGUUAAAUAUUGCACUGAUAUUUCUGUUGAAUUUAUCACCGGUUGACUUAUUGGUCUCCAAUACCACCAAUUAUACCAUACUGAAAUCAAUUAAAUAUCUUUAGACUACAAAUACAUAUUUCGAAAUUUAA